Molecule: messenger RNA, 3375 nt
Organism: Scophthalmus maximus (turbot)
Lineage: Eukaryota; Metazoa; Chordata; Actinopteri; Pleuronectiformes; Scophthalmidae
Gene: trim35-12
Product: tripartite motif containing 35-12
Exons: 6
Coding region: 477-2051 (524 amino acids)
Biological process (GO): protein ubiquitination
Molecular function (GO): zinc ion binding; protein binding; ubiquitin-protein transferase activity
Source: RefSeq, a predicted model, not a curated record
ACUCCCGUGUCCUUACUGAAAUAUAUAUGACAUUUAAAUAGAGAGCGAGAUCACUUUUGAGUGUCAAGUAAUGAGAUCCCCCCCCAGUGAACCUGAUAGUGCUGGUGAAGCUCAGCGGGGUCAUUUGCUGUUUUGAUUUCUGUUUACCUUCUUAAGUCACCAGUGUCCGACUUUGGGACCGGGAGCACUUUUUAGUAACAGACUUGCUUUUUUUCUGCAAAGGAGAAAAACAUGCCCCUUUGACUCAGCUGGAGGCUGCCCUGCUCCUCAGUGCUCCGGGGUGGCGACACGUCCUGUAUUUACUAGAAGUAAAGCAAACCAGUUCUUCAAGUGGCAGUUGAUCUUCAAACCUGGUCGCAAAAUAAACUGUGUCCAGAUUACUCUGUGGACCGCAGGCAGAGGGGAGGACACUGCCUCUUGAGAGAGUCUGCUCUCGGUAACAAAGAGCAGCAGCCUCCCGCCUACAGGAACCGGCCAUGGCGCUGCGCCCACGAGCUUCCUCUCAGCCGGGGAAACUGUCCUUCCUCCAGAGUCCCAAGGUGGCCUCAGCCCUCCGGCCGCGGGCCGUUACCUCGCGCUCGGGCUCCAUGCUGGAGGAGGAACUGUCCUGUCCCAUCUGCUGCGAGGUCUUCAAGGAGCCCGUGGUGCUCCAGUGCAGCCACAGCUUCUGCCGAGCCUGCCUGCAGCAGUUCUGGAACAAGAAGAAGGCCCGGCGCGAGUGUCCCGUCUGCAGGAUGAAGUGCGCCCUGACGGAGCCCACGGUCAGCCUGGCCCUGAAGAACGUGGCCGACACCUUCCUGAGGGAGCAGGAGCGCAAGGCGGCCCCGGCUGGGACGUGGGCUCGGGCCGGCGGGACUGGGGAGGACGCGGGGAUGGUGGAGGAAAAGUGCAGCUUACACGGGGAAAUUCUCAAGCUCUUCUGUCUCGAUGACUUUGAAGUCUUGUGCUGUGUGUGUCACACCUCCAAGAAGCACCAGGGACACCGAGUGUGUCCCCUGGAUGAGGGGGCUCAGGACCUCAAGGCAGAGCUGAAGGAGGAGCUGGUUCCUCUGAAGAAAAACCUGCGUCACCUGUAUCAGGCCAAGCAGGAGUGUGAUGACACAACUGUCCACAUGAAGAACCAGACUCAGGCCACCGAGAAGCAGAUCAGAGAGGAGUUCGAACAGCUCCGAGAGUUUCUGCGGCGGGAGGAGGCGGCGCGACUGGCCGCCCUGCAGCAGGAGGACGAGGAGAAGAAAGAGCUGGUGAAGAAGAAGUCCGACAGCAUCACCCGAGAGAUCCUCACCUUCUCUCACGCCGUCAUCGCCAUCGAGAACGAGAUCGCGUCCAGUGACGCUCUCUUCCUUCAGAAUUAUACUAACACAAAGAAAAGAGCACAGAUCCCACAGAAGGACCCGGAAAAAGUGUCAGGAGCUCUGAUUAAUGUGGCCAAACAUGUCAGCUCCCUCAAGUACCACGUGUGGGAGAAGAUGGCGGAGCUGGUUCAGUACACGCCCAUCACCCUGGACCCCAACACAGCCUACUCCUGGUUGUCCCUCUCCUCGGACCUGACCAGUGUGGCCAACGGUGGCUCCCGGAAGCAGCUCCCGGACAACCUUGAGCGAUUUGGCCACUUUGUGUUCGUGCUGGGCUCCGAGGGCUUCACCUCGGGCCGCCACGCCUGGGAGGUGGAGGUGGGGGACAAGGGGGACUGGAUGCUCGGCGUGGUCAGGGAGUCCAUCGACAGGAAGGGACGCAUCUCGGGCUGCCCCGAGGGCGGCUUUUGGAUGAUCUCGCACUACGAGAGCGAGUUCGCGGCCAUGGCGAGGCCCAGCAUCCCGCUGCACCUGGAGGGGCAGCUGACCCGGGUCAGGGUGCAGCUGGACUACGAGUCCGGAGAGGUGACCUUCUCCAACCCCGUCAGCAUGACGCCCAUCUACACCUUCACAGGCCGCUUCACUGAGAAGAUGUACCCCUUCUUCUGCCCCGGAGCCAACAUCAACGGGAAUAACCCCAAACCCCUGAAGAUCUGCCCCGCCAAAGUGGCUGUGUGGAACAGUGCGACGUGGUGACCUCGAUGGGAACCACUUGCAGAGCACGUCAGUGUGUUGAAAGUUCAAUAAAUUACCCAAAGUGCAAAUCAAAUCAUGUGGGCAGAUGAUUGUCAGUGCGUGUUUGUGUGUAAAAUGAGCAUGUUACAAGCUGAGCGAUCACAAACAAUAAUUGACUGGGUUUCGUUUAGGGACUCAUUCAAGUUAAUGAAGCACAGAGCAGCUGUUGAAAGCAGCCAGGGGACGGACUCGCCCUCAAGAUCCAGGAGGGCUUCAUUCUGCCUCUCUCUGCCAGAGAGGCCAUAACGCUAAGCAUCCCGAGCACUCUCCAGAGCAUCAAUCUCCCCCCGGUACGCACGCACGCACGCACGUACGUACGCACGCACGCACGCACGCACGCACGCACGCACGCACGCACGCACACACACACUACACGUUACUAUGGAGACUCUCACAGGUGUUGAACUCAUCUCAUUCUUUGUUAAGAAACUCUUGGUUCUGUGGUUUUAUUCAAAAUUCAAGUGGCUCAGAUCUGAGGUUUCGUGUGGAUAUUCUCCGCUCUGAUCUUGGCCACUUUCAUUCGUGAUCCAUAUCUGAGUUGUGUAAACACACACUCGAGGCUGAACAGUCUGAAAUGAUGCCGUCUUUGUUUCAUCUUUGUUUUGUGUUGGCACUUGUAGGCCCGCUGAGGGAUGCUGCUGCCAUGGGGGUUAACCUGAGGGCAGAUGAAAUGUAAGGCUGCUAAAUUAUUUGAAAUGAUGCCUCAAUACAAAUCAUAAAUUUAAUAAAAAGGUGUCGAUGCAGGGUCACGGGAGCAUUGUGAACGCAAAGAAACUGCUUAGAGGCUUCAUACUAACUAACUAAAUGCUCGAAUAAAACAAUCCAGUGUUGCGUCACGUGUCCAUUUUCCAUGGAUCAAUAUUGUAAUGCAGCUGCGUGAGGACACUGGCAGGUACAACCAAGUACCAAGUGGCCUCACGUUUCAUGUGUGAUGACAUGAAAUAAAACUUGGAACGAUUACAUUUUAUGAAUUUGAUUCUGGCAGAUUUAUUGAUGAUUUCUAUAAAUGAUAUUUUAAUAAAUAAUAAUGCUUUUGUUUCUGUCGCACCUCUCAAAACAGCUGUUACACAGUGCUUCACAAAAAAGGAAAAAUAAAGGAAUUAAGGAAGCAAUCAAAAUCAAAGACAGGAAAUGAAAUAAGACAAAUAAAACGGGUAACCAUAAAAGAAAAGGAUGAAAGAAACAGAUUAAAAAAACUCUCAUGGUAGCUCAACAACAAUAAAAAAAAUCACACGGUGAUUGCAUAAACAUCCAACCAUUGUGUGCGGACAAAUAUUAAUCCAUG